AUGGACCCGAACCACCCCUUCAUCGCCUCCUGGACCGCCACGCCCAUCCCCAACCUCUCCCUCUCAGCAGGCGGCCUGCUCGCCCUCGCGGACCUCAACACCAUCGCCCAGCGCACCGCCAUUGCCGGCGGCUCUUCAUGGCUCGACGCAUUUGUCCUCGCGCCGGGUCUGCACUACCAACAGGCGGCGGACCUCCUAACGCCCGAAUAUGGCGCCGGCAGGCCGGUGCUGUCGAUGGCGCUGGAUGGCGGGAAACGCUAUAUUGUCAACAACGUGGCCAUGGUCAAGUACCUGCGGAGGCUGUGGGAGCGGCAGGGCAAGUAUGGCGUCGUGACGCUGUAUGUGGAAAUGGAGCCGAAUGAAGGGUUUGGCGGGAGCGUGUUGACGUUUGCGUCGUCGCUGUCGUUGUUGUUGGGGCAUGAGGGUGCUGGGAAGAAGGAUAAUACGAGGAGGAGGUGGCAGAGGAGGCAGCAACGGGGGCUGAAGAAGCUGCGGGAGAUUGAUCAUGACAGCCAUGUGAGGGAGGUGCUGGAGAUGGACUGGGUGAGCCAUGUGCUGUAUCUGCUGAGCCCGCUGCUGACGGUGUCGGCGAUUGUGUUUAUGGUGUUGCUGCAGGACUGGUGGGGGUUGGGCUUCAUUAUUGCGCUCAUGGUCUCGCGGCUGGCGAAUAUCUGGGCCAUCAAGGAGCGUGCGCGACCUGAUGCUACGCCGCCGGCGCCUCUUACGCCCGUGCCUUCUCCUGCAAAGGACGUGCCUGUCGUGACAUCGCCUGAACCGACUGCGGUGGCGGGCUCAAAGAACUCCCUGCCGCUGCCUUUUGCGCUCAAGAGGGAAGACACGGGCAUGACGGAGUACACCAUCGACUGGGGCCAGAACCGACGCGUCGUGCUCAAGGGCCUGGAUGCGGAUUUACGCGCCGUGACGACAGAGACGUGGCUGCGAGCCAAGACGACGCUGGAGGGAUAUCUCGAGGCAAUGUCCAAGCUCAUUGUGUACAUGGUUGCUUCGCUGAGCGGUAAUCUCUCGGAGGCGGGCGCCAUUGUGCUCAUGGCGCUGCUGCUCGUGAGUGCGGGUCUUCUGGGCUUGAGCAAUGCUCACUCGACGAGUUUGCAGAUGCAUGGAAGGCGGGUGGGCAGGUUGAAGGUGGAAAAAGUGCAGAUUGCGCCGCUGGAUCCGAGGUUGGCGGUGGAUGGGCAGAUAGAUGCGGCGCCGGAUGGGAUCCCCGUUCACAUUGUACCAGUACCUAGUCAGUGA
Molecule: messenger RNA, 1254 nt
Organism: Trichoderma gamsii
Lineage: Eukaryota; Fungi; Ascomycota; Sordariomycetes; Hypocreales; Hypocreaceae
Exons: 1
Coding region: 1-1254 (417 amino acids)
Source: RefSeq, a predicted model, not a curated record